ACUGCUGAAAAGGAAGGCGUCACAGUGUCAGUACUUUAUAUUAAAUAUUUCGCUAUAUAUUGUGGCGUUUAACUUGAGUCGUGUACAAUUAUUUCGCCUUCUAGUUGUAUAAGACCAUAACAAAUGGCCACUAUAGAUGGAAGACCGGCGCAAUAUGGAAUUUCACUUAAACAACUGCGCGAGCUCAUGGAGCAUCGUGGUCGUGAGGGUGUAAUGAAGAUAGCUGAAAAUGGUGGCAUUCACGAACUAUGUAAAAAGUUAUACACAUCUCCCAAUGAAGGCCUAAGUGGAUCGAAAGCUGACGAAGAGCAUAGACGUGAAACAUUCGGUUCCAAUGUUAUACCACCGAAGCCACCAAAGACCUUUUUGACUCUAGUCUGGGAGGCUCUUCAAGAUGUGACCCUUAUUAUAUUAGAGGUAGCUGCAUUAGUAUCGCUUGGUCUAUCAUUUUAUAAACCCGCCGACGAGGAUGCGCCUGUGUUGCAGGAGGAGGAAGAACACCAUGGUUGGAUUGAAGGAUUGGCCAUUCUUAUUUCUGUUAUUGUCGUAGUUAUAGUGACAGCAUUUAAUGAUUACUCUAAAGAAAGACAAUUUCGAGGUCUGCAAAAUCGUAUAGAGGGCGAGCACAAGUUUUCAGUUAUUCGAGGAGGAGAGGUGUGCCAAAUAUCAGUUGGUGAUAUUCUUGUUGGCGAUAUUGCUCAAGUUAAAUAUGGAGACUUAUUGCCGGCUGAUGGGUGUCUUAUUCAAAGUAACGACUUAAAGGUGGACGAAUCUUCUCUGACUGGAGAGUCUGAUCACGUCAAAAAGGGGCCAGAUGUUGAUCCCAUGGUUUUAUCCGGCACGCAUGUUAUGGAAGGAAGCGGCAAAAUGGUUGUUACAGCCGUAGGGGUAAACUCACAAGCUGGUAUAAUUUUUACGCUCCUUGGUGCGGCAGUUGACGAACAAGAAGCAGAAAUUAAGAAGAUGAAAAAGGAAGCGAAAAGGGCCAACAAGCAAAAGAAUCUGACAGGUGAAAACGAUGGUCGAUCGCAAAUAAAGGGGUCCCAAGCGCCAUCUCAACGCGAAACAGUCACGAGUGAGAUAACCAAAUCUGAGUCUGAAGGAAAUCAUUUGCCGCAAUCAUCGUCAUCAGGAGCGGCUGAAACAGGACAUAAAAAAGAAAAAUCUGUGCUUCAAGCUAAACUAACAAAAUUAGCUAUACAGAUUGGAUAUGCUGGGUCGACCAUUGCCGUACUUACAGUUAUAAUUCUGAUCAUUCAGUUUUGUAUUAAAACGUUCGUUAUUGACGAGAAGCCAUGGAAAAACACGUAUGCCAAUAACUUGGUGAAGCAUUUGAUAAUUGGUGUUACAGUAUUAGUAGUGGCCGUACCUGAGGGGCUUCCAUUGGCAGUAACCCUAUCCCUAGCAUACUCAGUCAAGAAAAUGAUGAAGGACAAUAAUUUGGUUCGUCAUUUGGAUGCAUGUGAAACCAUGGGUAAUGCCACUGCCAUAUGCUCUGAUAAGACUGGCACACUUACGACCAAUCGUAUGACUGUUGUACAAUCCUACAUAUGUGAAAAAUUGUGCAAGGUUUUACCAACCCUUAGCGAUAUACCACAACAUGUUGGAAAUUUAAUUACAAUGGGAAUAUCUGUUAACUCGGCUUACACCUCAAAUAUAAUGGCUGGACACAACCCAGGAGACUUACCAAUUCAAGUUGGCAAUAAAACGGAGUGUGCUCUUUUGGGAUUUGUCCAAGGGUUAGGUGUGAAGUAUCAAUCUAUUCGAGAUGAAAUUACAGAGGAUAAAUUUACACGCGUAUAUACAUUUAAUUCAGUUCGCAAGAGCAUGGGUACUGUGAUACCCCGUCCUAACGGAGGAUAUCGACUGUAUACUAAAGGAGCUUCUGAAAUUAUUAUGAAAAAGUGUGCUUUUAUCUAUGGACAUGAGGGCACUUUGGAGAAGUUUACGAGAGAUAUGCAAGAGCGUUUAAUACGUGAAGUUAUUGAACCAAUGGCAUGUGACGGUUUGCGGACUAUAUCUGUAGCAUAUCGCGAUUUUGUGCCUGGUAAAGCCGCAAUUAACGAAGUGCAUAUCGAUGGGGAACCUAACUGGGAUGAUGAGGAAAACAUUAUGACAAAUCUUACAUGCCUCUGUGUGGUUGGUAUAGAAGAUCCUGUUCGUCCCGAAGUACCAGACGCAAUUCGAAAAUGUCAACGCGCUGGUAUAACUGUUCGGAUGGUCACCGGAGACAAUAUUAAUACAGCACGCUCAAUUGCCAGCAAAUGCGGCAUUUUGCGUCCCAAUGAUGACUUUCUUAUUCUGGAAGGCAAAGAAUUUAAUAGGCGUAUUCGUGAUAGCAAUGGAGAUAUUCAACAACACCUUAUCGAUAAAGUAUGGCCAAAACUGCGGGUUUUAGCACGCUCAUCUCCAACUGACAAGUAUACUUUAGUAAAAGGUAUCAUUGACAGCACCGUAAGUGAAAACCGAGAAGUUGUUGCUGUAACUGGAGACGGCACAAAUGAUGGUCCAGCUUUAAAAAAAGCCGAUGUAGGAUUUGCUAUGGGUAUAGCCGGAACAGAUGUUGCCAAAGAAGCUUCCGAUAUAAUAUUAACUGACGAUAAUUUUAGCAGCAUUGUUAAAGCUGUAAUGUGGGGACGCAACGUAUAUGACUCUAUUGCUAAGUUUUUACAGUUUCAGUUAACAGUAAAUGUAGUCGCUGUAAUUGUUGCAUUUAUUGGUGCGUGUGCUGUGCAAGAUUCACCGCUUAAAGCAGUGCAAAUGUUGUGGGUGAACUUAAUAAUGGAUACAUUGGCAUCACUUGCAUUAGCAACUGAGUUUCCUACACCAGAUCUAUUGCUCCGCAAACCCUAUGGCCGUACAAAACCUUUAAUUUCCCGCACAAUGAUGAAGAACAUAUUGGGUCAGGCGCUGUAUCAGUUAAUAAUAAUAUUCGGAUUGUUAUUUGUCGGCGAUGUUAUACUCGAUAUUGAAUCUGGACGUGGACAAGAACUAAACGCGGGACCAACACAGCACUUUACUAUUAUCUUUAAUACUUUUGUCAUGAUGACUUUGUUUAAUGAAAUAAACGCUAGAAAAAUCCAUGGGCAGCGCAAUGUCAUUGAAGGCCUACUUACAAAUCCCAUAUUUUACACCAUAUGGAUAUUCACUAUGAUAUCACAGGUGCUAAUCAUCCAAUAUGGUAAAAUGGCUUUCUCGACGAAGGCUUUAACAUUGGAUCAGUGGCUAUGGUGUAUAUUUUUUGGAAUUGGUACACUUGUCUGGGGACAACUGAUUACCUCAGUACCUACAAGAAAAUUACCUAAGAUAUUAUCGUGGGGUCGCGGACAUCCCGAGGAGUACACAGAUGGUAUGAAUCUGGGUGAGGAACGCUUUGAUUCAAUUGAUUCUGAUAAAAAGCCUAGGGCUGGUCAAAUUCUAUGGAUUCGUGGUCUAACUCGCUUGCAAACACAAUUGCGUGUGAUUCGUGCUUUCCGCUCGACAUUGGAAGACCUAAAUGAGCGCCGAUCGAUGCACAGCUUACAUAGCUUACGCAGUCCCCGUACGGGUAUCCCCGUUGCAGUGGGCGGUGGUCACCCGUUGUACAAUUUUAAUCUACUGAACCCCAAUUACAUCAAGCACCAGCAACAACAGGAACCAAAACUACCACCGCAGACUCAACUCAACGUGUCAAGUGGCAUGAUGUCGCCGGACAUAUCUUAUAUUGACGAAGACCCGCAACAGCAACAGCGUACUUUACACAACGGACUAACUUCCCAGCGCUCAUCAAUGCCCUCAAACGUCCCUUCUUCCAAUCAAAGCUUCUCUAAAAUCGCACAAACCUUACAACAAAAAAUACGUGGUAACAUCGAAACUAAACAUUCCAAUGGACAGAAUGAGACUCGAAUUUAAAUGGUUUUAGUGGGUGUUUGCACCAAAUAUGGUUAAGCCUAUAACAAUUCCAAAUUAGACUGGUUAUGCUUCUCAAAGCGCAAUCCCAAAUCAAUGGCCCAGCUCAAUGUGGCUAUUAAAAUAUUUGUAUCCACAUGCUUAUUUCGAAACAGUAUGUUAAAACAAAGGUGAAUGCGCGAUAUUUUUUUGAUUAAACUUUUAACUCUAAAGAGGCAAACUUAAAUUUAUUAAUCUCAUAAAUACAAAUGUGCAUGUAUAGUAAGCGAUUUCGAAAAUGUAACAUUAUUUAUAUGAACACCCAAUUAUAGAAAGUUAACGAAUAGUUCUCUAACUAUAAUGCCUAACUAUUCAAUAUAAAAAACGUAAGCAAGCAUGCAUUUUACAAAACUUCGUGUUUUACACAAAAAAAAUGUAUUACCUCAGUUGUAUUAUUACUAACACUAUUUCAGAUCUUAUGUGUAUUUUCUCUGAUUAAUGUGUGGUAUUACCGAAGUUUUAAUCAUACGAACUUCGUUGUUCAGUAUAUUAACCUCCGCUUUCAAAUUAACAUCACAAAAUUUCAAUGCCGUUCUUUUCUAUAUCUAAUAAUGAUAUAUUUAAACUUUUGUACAUUUAUACUGAAAAUGUCUGUAAUAAUUAAAUUAAUUAUAUAUUUAAAUAUUCAAAUAUGUUGGUCCAUCUACUAGGAAAAAUCUAUUUUUCACAAAUGAAUAAAAAUGUGGUUUUUCCAUUGAUAUUCUUAUUAAUCGCUCGUUUGCGUACAUGAGCAUACGUAAUAAAUGGGUUAAUGUUAGUGCAUCAAAAAAUGUUUUAUAUAAUAAUUAAUUUUCUUUAGCAUAUAUAAAACAAUUGUCAUAAUUUCCCAUAACAGACCUGGUGUGUCCUUUCCAGAAUUAUUAUUAGGUAAAAAUCUUAUUCAUAUCCUCCACUUUUACUACUACUAUUACAUGAUUAAUUGUAUUUUGAUAAUUUUUCAAAAACGUACAUUGUUAUGAUAAUUACAUAUUUUUGUUUACUUUUCAACACCUAAACUCUAGUUAAACAUAUAUUUAUUUGCUUUUUAAGAAUUAAAAAAUUAGUACAGUAAAGCCAAAGUGUUUGUAGUGAUCCAUUUAUAGCGGCAAGAUUAAUAUAAAUUUCAACCUUUUUAUGACUAUUUUACUCUUUCCCACUUAUAUUUUCUGUAUUACUUUCUAUCUCCCUCUCUUUCUCUUCAUUCUUAAAGGUAAUAGGCGGCGAAUUGCAAGAACGCUUGAUUCCGGUCCCAUAUAGCAAGAGCAACACUGAUCAAGCUGUAAGCCUUAACAAUUUUGUUUUAUGUUAUUUUUACAGUUUUAAAAUAAGUCGAAUUAUUAAAUUCUAUCUCGGCAAAAGCGUAACUAUAAGAAUGAACGAUGAUAUACUUGUAGUACGUUUGUCUAUUCACUAAGAACACAAUUUUUUUAAAUCGUCUGUUUGUCCGUAAUAAUAAGGUAAUGAAAGGCAAGGCAAUUUAAUAGGCGUAUUGUGUGUCAACCACAAGCUUAAUUUAAUAUGCCGAAUUUUUAACCCACCUAUAUCCAAAAUAUAUAUGGUUAUAUUUCUUUUUUAAUUAUGAUUUAGUUGGUUUUUCGUGCCCACUGGUUUUGCUUUAAACUUCCAUCAUGUAGAAGAACGAUAUACUUAGUUUUUUAAUGUGUUUGUUCGUCACCACUUAAAUAAAAUCAAAAAAAGGUUGUCGCAUAAUGCAUGAUUAGGCAAAUUAAUUUUAGAUUGCUGAUUAAUUGGUAAAUUACCGAGCUACAGUCCUCCGAAUUAUGAACAAAAUAAGCGAAAUAUUAAAAAGAAUAAGCAACUCAUAUGAAGUGUUGUUACUGAUUAUUUGUCCGUCUGAAUUAAUUGGUAUUUGGAUAUCCCAUUAUUAACUUAAGAUCUAUCUUAUCAUUUAUGUGUCGCAUCUGCUCGUAGUAAGAAUUGUCAAAAUAAUAUUUGUAUUUAAUUUGAACUAGAAAUAUACAUAAAAGAAAGUAUGUUCAUAUAUGUAUAAUUGGAUCUUUAGCUUGAAUGAU
Molecule: messenger RNA, 5939 nt
Organism: Drosophila melanogaster (fruit fly)
Lineage: Eukaryota; Metazoa; Arthropoda; Insecta; Diptera; Drosophilidae
Gene: PMCA
Product: plasma membrane calcium ATPase
Exons: 17
Coding region: 124-3891 (1255 amino acids)
Biological process (GO): metal ion transport; calcium ion transmembrane transport
Cellular component (GO): plasma membrane; membrane
Molecular function (GO): ATP binding; nucleotide binding; ATP hydrolysis activity
Source: RefSeq, marked reviewed